AUGUAUCUGCACGAUCCACACGCGUCGACUUAUCAUCCUGGUCAUCUCCUUCCUCGCCCACCAGGCGUUGUAGCAGCAAACGUGGUUCCAGGAUCAUCAUUUAUGGGAGCAGCAUCCAUUCCUGUUGAGGCAACCCAUGGUGUUUCCGCACGCGCAGUUGGAGCACACGGCGAGGCUCUAGGAGCACCAAUCCCCGCUUCAGAACGCCAGCCGCAGCAGCAGCCAGCAGCCUAUGAUCCAGCUCUCUUUUCCCCUGCGGGCGCAUUUCCUGCCGCGUUUCAGCCUAGAGGUCUGGCCGUUUCAUCUGCAGCAGCUGCUGGCAUGCGGCCCAUGGUCGGAGUGGGAUCAGGCGCUGGUGGUGGUGGUGCUGCUGCCUCUGUUAAUGCUACCACAGCUGUUUUUCAACUGCCCAAUUUCCAGCUCCCCGGUUUUCAGCUGCCCGGAAGGCCUCGCCCGCCGCCACCUGUCAUCACGCACACGUGGUCGGGGCAAACGUUGCCGCAGCCUGCUGCCUCGGCCUGCUCCCCUGCUGCCACUGCUGGUAUUCCGAUGCGCUUUGUUCAGACUGCUGCACCUGACAUUGGUUCGUUUGAGGAUGAUGCAGUAUCUGCAUCUUCGUCAUUUCCGUACCCUGGAGAUGUAGGGUUUGGCGGGAACACUAUUGUUACUGCCAGUGGUGGUGGCGCGGCUUCAGGGCGUGGCGGCAGCGUUGGAGCAGUAGCAGCAGCAGCAGCGGCAGCAACAGCAGCAGCAACAGCAACAACAGCUGAUGCUGGAGUUGCAUUUGCAAGUUGUGGUGGUGCAAUGGAGAUGGAUUCUCACCAUGCUGGCGAUGCUGACAGCUGUGACGAUUCAGACUCUGCUGCACCUGCGAGGGCAAGUGGGCAGCACAGCACAAGCCAAGAUGGGUCAGACACGUAG
Molecule: messenger RNA, 921 nt
Organism: Closterium sp. Naga37s-1
Lineage: Eukaryota; Viridiplantae; Streptophyta; Zygnematophyceae; Desmidiales; Closteriaceae
Source: the annotation of a GenBank genome assembly